AACUGCUUCGAAAAAGUCAUAAAUUUUUUAUGUUAAAUUUUCAAGUUUUUUCUUUUUAUACAUAUAUAAAUUCACCAAAAAUAUUUCAAUGUUCACAAUCUGUUUCGCUUAUAAAUAAACAUUAGUGUCGAUGUGUUAUGCAUAUAGUACAUCAAAUAUAUUAUUUAUUAGAAAUGUGCAUAAUCGAGGUAUCACCCAAUAGAACCGGACAAUCAAACUAAAAUUAUCAUUAUCCCAAACAUCAGCAUAACAUCUUGGAACAGUUAAUUGAAGUGUCGCAAAAUGGAUAUGAUUUUAAUUCACAUUCCGGCCAAAAUAGAUGUGAGUCGUUAGUACUCCAGAAAUUAGAGCGUUAUACGAAAAAGGCCGGCAUGGCUACUCUCAGGUUCUUCUCUAAGAUGGAGGUUCAACAAAGAAAAAUUAAGAUAUGCGUAAUUGGUGCUGGCGCAGCUGGUUUGUGUGCAGUUAGGCACUUGGCGACAAAUCUAAUAUUCGAAGUAACGGCUUACGAGCAGACAAACGAUGUAGGAGGUACAUGGGUUUACAAGGAGCAAGUUGGCCUCGAUGAGAAUGAUUUACCGAUACAUUCCAGCAUGUAUCAAAAUCUAAGGACAAAUUUACCCGCAAAAAUUAUGAAUUUCUCAGAUUAUAUUGUAAUGGAAGGGCGAGAACCGUCUUGCGUGAGCCAUCAAGAAGUUCUCAAAUAUCUGAAAGAUUACGCUCAACAUUUUGAUGUACAUCGACAUAUUCAUUUCAAUACAAAAGUCGAGCAUGUUCAAUUUAUAUCAUCUGAUUCCUACGAUCGAGAUAAAUGGUCCGUGCAAGUAAGAAAAUUAAAAACAAACGAAAUAGAAUUAUGUUAUUUUGACGCAAUUAUGGUUUGCAACGGGCAUUAUUUCGAGCCUUAUAUGCCGACUAUAACUGGUAUCGAAAGUUUUCCGGGUUUAAUAUUGCACAGCCACGCAUAUAGAAAACCAGAUCAAUUUUCUGGCAAAACUGUAUUAAUACUAGGUGCAGCGUCAUCUGGUAUCGACAUAGGAAUCGAUUUAUCUGAUCAAGCGGUUCGCGUGUAUUUAAGUCACAAUCAUGAUAGAUUAACAAGUUCUUUACCAUCGAAUAUGAUACAAGUCGCGGGUGUUGAAAGCAUACACGAAACCAGAUUUUAUUUGAAGGAUGGAACUACUAUCGAUGCUAUUGACGUGUUUCUUUUUUGUACUGGUUACAAGUACAGUUUUCCCUUCUUAGAUAAGAACUGUGGUAUACAAGUUGACAGCAAUUACGUAACUCCGCUUUACAAACAUUUCAUCAAUAUUGAGCAUCCUUCAAUGUGUAUCGUUGGUAUACCCACCGCCGUCGUACCGUUUCCUAUGUUUCACAUGCAGGUGCAAUUUUUCCUAGCUCUACUUCAAAAUCGAAUAACUUUGCCUACAAAAUCUGUGAUGAUAGAAGAUUCGACUUUAAAAACUCCAAAGAAGAGACAUGCACAUAAGUUAAUGGAUCAGCAAUGGGAUUACAACGAUUCCUUGGCAAUUGCUGGUGGAUUUAAUCGGUUACCAUUAUUUUAUAAACUCGGUUACAAAGCAUGGUCAAUUCAAAGAUCUAUGAAUCUUUUACAUUAUAAGGAUUCAAAAUUUAUUAUUUCUGAAGAUGGACAAAACGUCGAAUUAGUUAUACCAAAAUAAAAUUUUACUAUUAAAUGCAUGGUUGGAUAGUAACUAAUUAAAAGGUUAAAUAAUAAAAUUAAUAACUUCUAACUUAACUUUAAAUAAUUUAAUUUUUAACUUUAACUAAUCAUUUUUAAAACACAUAAACUUUAAUUUCUCAACUUUUUUUUUCAAGUUAAAAAUUUAUUUAUAUAAAAGAAAAAAGUUAUAAGAGAAAAAAUACAUUACAAGCAAAAUACAUAAUAUUUCUUUUAUACUUAAUUUACAAAUAAAAUAUUAAAUUUGUUUGAUAAUCCAUAUUGUAAUUGUUUUGAAUUAUAGUAUUGUUAAUCUAACUUUAGAAACUUACAAAUUUCUGAUUUAAUAUGAAUAAUGCUUUAUACAAAAUUAACUUUUAACUUAAUUUAAUGUUAACGUAACUUUUGAUUAAAUUAAUUUUAUAAACCAUUAAUGUUUACUUAAUUUAGUUAAAAAAAUAUAUUAAUAUAACCUACCCAAUCUUGAUUAAAUGAGCAUUCAAGCAUUCUGAUAACACUGUUUUAAAUGUGAAUUAAACAUAAAUUUAUUAUAAACGUAGAUUGGAUAUAAUAAUAUCUUAGCAAGUUGUUUUGAUAUAAACUUUACGUUUGAUGUAUACAGUACGUACAUAAUAAAUUUCUCAAGUAUA
Messenger RNA from Solenopsis invicta (red fire ant), 2331 nucleotides. RefSeq names its product flavin-containing monooxygenase FMO GS-OX-like 2. The transcript is spliced from 8 exons. Bases 372 to 1682 code for a protein of 436 amino acids. NCBI's taxonomy places the organism in Eukaryota, Metazoa, Arthropoda, Insecta, Hymenoptera, Formicidae. The record is from RefSeq and is a predicted model, not a curated record. Gene Ontology annotation, molecular function: NADP binding; flavin adenine dinucleotide binding; N,N-dimethylaniline monooxygenase activity.